This is a messenger RNA of Hyla sarda, 3733 nucleotides long. Its product is annotated as zinc finger protein 420-like. Gene Ontology annotation, molecular function: DNA-binding transcription factor activity, RNA polymerase II-specific; RNA polymerase II cis-regulatory region sequence-specific DNA binding. Bases 167 to 3391 code for a protein of 1074 amino acids. Gene Ontology annotation, biological process: regulation of transcription by RNA polymerase II. The record is from RefSeq and is a predicted model, not a curated record. NCBI's taxonomy places the organism in Eukaryota, Metazoa, Chordata, Amphibia, Anura, Hylidae. The transcript is spliced from 8 exons.
CCCCGAUCAUGUGACUCCUCCUCCUCCAUGUGACUGAUCACAUGACGGUGACAUCAUCGCAGGUCCUGUAAGCACACGGCUUCUCUACAGAUACAGGUUUCUCCAAUCCAGGAUCCUCUGCUGAUAUCUUCUAUAUAAUAGAAUUCUCCUGGAUGACCCAUCAACCAUGGAGAGAGACAGGAACAAGAUGGCCGACAGGAUCAUAAACCUCACCCUACAGAUACUCUUCCGGCUUACUGGAGAGGAUUACACAGUAGUGAAGAAGUCCUCUAGUGGGCGCUGUCAGGCCCCUGUGUGUGAAGGAUGGGGAAGAACCCUGAGCCCAAUCCCGGGGCCCCCACCUCACUCCCUGAUACAUGAGGAAAUGGAUGAACAGAAGAUCUUAGAAGUCAUCAACAAGAUGAUGGAGCUGCUGACUGGAGAGGUUCCUAUAAGGUGUCAGGAUGUGGCGGUCUAUUUCUCCAUGGAGGAGUGGGAGUAUGUAGAAGGACACAAGGAUCAGUACAAGGAUCAGGUCAUGAUGGAGGAUCAGCAGCCCCUCACAUCACCAGUCAGAUCCAGUAAGAGAACAGCACCAGAGAGGUGUCCCCGUCCUCUUCUUCCACAGGAUGAUCAGGGUGAAGAUCUGAACAAUAUUAAUGCUCCAGAGACAGAUGUAAGCAGUGAUGAGCAGUGUAAGAAGGACAUUCCUACAGAGAAAGAUCUGAUCUAUAUUAAUGCUACAGACAUAAAGGAAGAAGAGACAGAUGUGAGCGAUGAUGAGCAGUAUAAGGAGGACAUUCCUACAGGGAAAUAUCUGAUCUAUAGUAAUACUACAGACUUAAGGGAAGAAGAAGAGACAGAUAGGAGCAGUGAUAAGCAGUAUAAGGACAUAAUUUCAACAGGGAAAGAUCUGAUUUAUAGUAAUACUACAGACCUAAGAGAAGAAGAGACAUACGUGAGCGGUGAUGAGCAGUGUAAGGAGGACAUUCCUACAGGAAAAGUUCAAAUCUAUAGUAAUACUACAGACUUAAGGGAAGAAGAAGAGACAGAUAGGAGCAGUGAUAAGCAGUACAAGGACAACAUUUCAACAGGGAAAGAUCUAAUCUAUGGUAAUAAUACAGAAUUAAGGGAAGAAGAAGAGACAGAUGUGAGCGGUGAUGAUCAGUAUAAGGAGGACAUUCCUACAGGGAAAGAUCUGAUCUAUAUUAAAGCUACAGACAAAAAGGAAGAAGAAGAGACAGAUGUGAGCAGUGAUGAGCAGUAUAAGGAGGACCUUCCUACAGGUAACCACCCAGAUUCUUGUAGCAGGAGAUCAGAGGAGAAUCUUCUAUCUUCAGAUUAUAAAGCAGAUGAUGAUAUCACACAAGAUACAUAUGAAGAACAUUCCAUUAUCCCAGAUACACCCUCAGCCCUUCACAGCCAAGAUCUGUCAUCUCAUCCUUAUAUACAGGUCCUGUCUUCUCACUCAUCACAGGAUGUUCAGCAAAAUAAAAGCCACAGAAGGGGUGUUGGACAUCAGCAAGCUCAUACAGUAUAUAAACCAUAUUCAUGUUCAGAAUGUUGGAAAUGUUAUACUUCUAAAUUCGAUCUUGUUGUACAUCAAAGAACUCACACAGGAGAUAAGCCAUUUUCAUGCUCAGAAUGUGGGAAAUGUUUUACUUUUAAAUCAAGUCUUGUUACACAUCAAAGAACUCACACAGGAGAGAAGCCAUUUUCAUGUUCAGAAUGUGGAAAAUGUUUUACUGUGAAGCCACAUCUUGUUAAACAUAAAAGAACUCACACAGGGGAGAAACCAUUUUCAUGUGCAGAAUGUGGGAAAUGUUUUUCCCAAAAAUCAAGUCUUGCUAAACAUGAAAUAACUCACACAGAGGUGAAGCCAUUUUCAUGUUCAGAAUGUGGAAAAUGUUUUACUGUGAAGUCAUAUCUUGUUAAACAUCAAAGAACUCACACAGGGGAGAAACCAUUUUCAUGUGCAGAAUGUGGGAAAUGUUUCUCUCAAAAAUCAAUUCUUGUUCAGCAUGAAAGAACUCACACAGAGGAGAAACCAUUUUCAUGUUUAGAAUGUGGGAAAUGUUUCUCUCAAAAAUCAAAUCUUAUUCAACAUGAAAGAAUUCACACAGGAGAGAAGCCAUUUUCAUGUUCAGAAUGUGGAAAAUGUUUUAAUGUGAAAUCAAGUCUUCUUAAACAUCAAAGAACUCACACAGGGGAGAAACCAUUUUCAUGUGCAGAGUGUGGGAAAUGUUUUAAUGUGAAAUCAAGUCUUCUUAAACAUCAAAGAACUCACACAGGGGAGAAGCCAUUUUCAUGUUCAGAAUGUGGAAAAUGUUUUACUGACAAAUCAAGUCUUGUUAAACAUCAAAGAACUCACACAGGGGAGAAGCCGUUUUCAUGCUCAGAAUGUGGAAAAUGUUUUACUGAGAAAUCAAGUCUUGUUAAACAUCAAAGAACUCACACAGGGGAGAAGCCAUUUUCAUGCUCAGAAUGUGGGAAAUGUUUUACUAAGAAAUUACAUCUUGUUCAACAUAAAAGAACUCACACAGGGGAGAAUCAAUUUUCAUGUUCAGAAUGUAGAAAGUGUUUUAAUGUGAAAUCAAGUCUUGUUAGACAUCAAAGAACUCACACAGGGGAGAAGCCAUUUUCAUGUUUAGAAUGUGGGAAAUGUUUUGCUCUGAAAUCACAUCUUGUUAGACAUCUAAGAAUUCACACAGGGGAGAAGCCAUUUUCAUGUUUAGAAUGUGGUAAAUAUUUUACUUACAAAUCAAGUCUUGAUAGACAUGUAAGAGAUCAUACAGGAAAGAAACCAUAUUCAUGCUCAGAAUGUGGGAAAUGUUUUACUGAGAAAUCAAUUCUUGUUCAACAUCAAAGAUCUCACACAGGAGAGAAGCCAUUUUCAUGCUCAGAAUGUGGAAAAUGUUUUACUUACAAAUCAAAUCUUGUUCAACAUCAAAGAAUUCACACAGGGGACAAGCCAUUUUCAUGCUCAGAAUGUGGAAAAUGUUUUACUUACAAAUCAAAUCUUCUUCAACAUCAAAGAACUCACACGGGAGAAAAGCCAUUUUCAUGUACAGAAUGUGAGAAAUGUUUUAGUGAGAAACCACAGCUUGUUAUACAUCAAAGAAUUCACACAGGGGAAAAGCCAUUUUCAUGUUCAGAAUGUAGAAAGUGUUUUACUGACAAAUCAAGUGUUCUUAGACAUCAAAGAACUCACACAGGGGAGAAGCCAUUUUCAUGUGUAGAAUGUGGGAAAUGUUUUAAUAACAAAUCAUAUCUUGUUCACCAUUACAGAACUCACACAGGGGAAAAGCCAUUUUCAUGUUCAGAAUGUAGGAAAUGUUUUACUGAGAAAGCAACACUUAAAAAACAUCUAAGAAUUCACACAGGAGAGAAGCCAAUUCAGAGCAAUAAAUGAUGCAGAUAACACAUCUAUAUAUUAUCCAUGUACAUAGGAUAUCUGACAUUUAUACAUAUAUCAUAUACUGCAUCUCCAAACUUGUUACCAAUUGUUAAUAAAAGUUUUCUUUCUUAUAUGAUUUAUUAUUCUUAUAUUCAUCUCCGCACACUGGACUUAUAAUAAAUGUAAUAUUGUCCCUGACGUUGUAUAUAGGGAAUGUAACGCGUCAGUGUUGUCCCCGCCCCCUUCUCAUUAUGAUUAUAGAGACUUUAAUUCAAGGCAUCAGACAGGAUCCGCGCGUCUCCCUUGAAGAUCGUCUCUUCUGAACAUAAGACGCUGCAGAUACUUUUAUUUAUCACA